This is a messenger RNA of Dentiscutata erythropus, 939 nucleotides long. The record is from the annotation of a GenBank genome assembly. NCBI's taxonomy places the organism in Eukaryota, Fungi, Glomeromycota, Glomeromycetes, Diversisporales, Gigasporaceae.
AUGUCAAAUACUCGUGAUAUAGACCUUCUUAAUGCAGCAUUCACAGCUAUGAUGCCGGGCCACACUUUUGUGACAGAAAAAGAGUAUCGUGAAAGACAAAAUUCACUUAUUAAGCUAGAAGGUGAAAACUCACUUAUUAAUCUAGAGGAACAAAACUCAUUUAUUAGGUUAGGGGAUACCGCUUUUCAACCCGUCGACUUGUAUGCAUUUCAUCAGUGCGUUCUUUCUGGUGGUUAUGUCGAUAGAGUUGAGGAUGAAUUACCGGAAUCAUUCGACACACUGACUCUUUAUGAUUAUGACAACAUACAAAUAUUUCAGCGACUUAUCUUUGCUGGUAGAACGUUGGAGAGAGGAACACUUAUCGACUACGAUAUUGACAGAGGAUGUACAUUACAUUUAACCUUAAAUCUUUAUGGUGGUGGAAAUAUUGUAAGUUAUUUGAGUACAAAUUUUUUAGCUCCGAAGUACGAUUUCGAUUUUACAAAUAUCGAUGAUAAAGACCAAGUAUAUACUCGUGGAGAUGUUCAAUAUAAAAGACCAUGUGGAUGGCAACGAUUUGCGUUAAAAGUUACUGGAAAAUAUGAUAAUGGUAAUGAUGGAUGGCUUGGUACAGAUGCAAGUGCCUGGCCAGUAGCUUACCAUGGUACCAGUAAAAAUAACUCAAAGUCAAUUGCCGAAGAAGGAUAUUUGUUGAGUAAAGGGUAUCGGUUUAAGCAUGGAUAUGGUGUUUAUUCAACACCUGAAAUAAAUGUUGCUAAAUUAUAUGCUAAAAAAUUUGAAUUUUCUGGAAAUAAUUUUUUGGUAGUGUUACAGAAUCGAGUGAAUCCCAAGGAUUUGCAGAAAAUUCCGAAAGCCACAACACAUGUUGGUGAAUAUUGGAUUUCCAAGGAAGGAGAAGAUAUUAGACCAUAUGGAAUUUGUAUUAAAAAAUUAUUGUAA